UUUCUCCUCUUCAGACAGAGUUGGACGAUAGAAAGAAAAAUGGAGCGCUUUUGGCUCUGGAUGAUUUUCACACUGUUGCAAGUUUGUGUUUUGUGUUUGGUUCCCGCGUCAGAUCAACAGUGGAAGAAAAUUAGAGACAAGAUUUCUGAUGUUGCUAAAGGGCACACUCCCUGCAACCCUGUCAACUGUAGCUGCCAUCUAAGUGUCCUACGAGAUGACUUGCGUCCCUUUAAAGGGAGAAUCUCCGAGGAUCUCAUGGCUGCGGCGGUUCAGAGAGGGGUGGGCACCCACUACCAGAUCAUCGGACACAAGUUGUACAGAGAACACAACUGUAUGUUUCCUGCCAGAUGCAGUGGGGUGGAGCAUUUCAUCCUGGAUGUCAUUGACAGGUUACCUGACUUGGAGAUGGUGGUAAAUGUCAGGGAUUACCCUCAAGUCCCCAAUUGGGUGCAGCCAACCCUGCCUGUCUUCUCUUUCAGUAAGACAGCAGACUACCAGGACAUCAUGUACCCUGCAUGGACGUUUUGGGAGGGAGGUCCUGCUGUGUGGCCCAUAUAUCCCACUGGACUGGGAAGAUGGGAUCUGAUGAGGGAUGACCUUAAAAAAUCUGCAGCGCAGUGGCCAUGGAAGAAGAAGGAGUCCAAAGGAUUCUUCAGAGGCUCCAGAACCAGUCCAGAGCGCGACCCUCUGAUUCUUCUGUCCAGAGAAGCUCCAGAGCUGGUGGAUGCCGAGUACACAAAAAACCAGGCCUGGAGGUCUGAGAAGGACACACUAGGGAGACCCCCGGCCAAAGAAAUCCCACUGGUCGAUCACUGCAAAUACAAAUAUUUAUUCAACUUCCGAGGUGUGGCAGCCAGCUUCCGCUUCAAACAUCUCUUCCUUUGUGGUUCCCUGGUGUUUCAUGUGGGAGAUGAAUGGCAGGAGUUUUUCUACCCUCAGCUCAAGCCCUGGGUGCACUACAUCCCAGUCAAGCAGGAUCUCUCUGAUGUCAGGGAACUACUACAGUUUGUCAAAGAAAAUGAUGCCAUUGCAGAGGAGAUUGCAACAAGGGGUAAGGAAUUCAUCCUCGUCCACCUGCGGAUGCAAGAUGUUUCCUGCUACUGGGAAAGACUCCUCACUGAGUUCAGCCGUCUUCUCACAUACAAACCCAAAAGAAAGAACAACUUCAACCAGAUUGUCCACAGAUCCAGCAAGAUGGAACUAUAAGAGUGAGACUCUGCAGGACCAGGGCAGCUGAAGUAAAACGCUAGAUAACUAAUGUAAUCACUGCACCACAACAAAUGAUUUCCUCACAACCAACAUGAUGGCAUUCCAUAUUUUUGUCGAAAUCACACUUAAAUUAUCUGAUCUAAAACUGUGCCCAGAUACUCAUAUUUAUUUCUAGCUAGUCCGAGGUUUUAGUCUAAUGUGGAGCACGAUUGGACCAAGUUUCCGGACAGUUACAAGACACAUAGCUUAGUAUUACAGUCAAGUGCAGUUUAAUAUGUUGACUGUGGAUGCUGCCAUACCUUCGAGUGCCACAAGGGAGCCCAUAUGCCAAUUCUGAGUCCUUGAUCACUACCUGAUUCAACUUUAUUUUCAUGGCUGCUGUCUGUACUCACCGGCAAAGUCUAUCUAUGUGAGAAAAGUGAGUAUAAACUGGGAGUGUGGAGCUUAGAAGGUAUGUGAGUGUCUAAUGAAACAUCAUCUGUCUAUCAAACGGCAUUAAGGG
This is a messenger RNA of Etheostoma cragini (Arkansas darter), 1711 nucleotides long. RefSeq names its product protein O-glucosyltransferase 1 (gene poglut1). The record is from RefSeq and is a predicted model, not a curated record. Bases 40 to 1206 code for a protein of 388 amino acids. The transcript has 11 exons. Gene Ontology annotation, molecular function: UDP-xylosyltransferase activity; UDP-glucosyltransferase activity. Gene Ontology annotation, biological process: protein O-linked glycosylation; positive regulation of Notch signaling pathway. NCBI's taxonomy places the organism in Eukaryota, Metazoa, Chordata, Actinopteri, Perciformes, Percidae. Gene Ontology annotation, cellular component: endomembrane system.